UGAGGCCUGGAGGCAAACAGCAACUGGGGGCCUGACCUGGGAGAUGUGCCCCAGCCCAGUGGAGAUGCCUGCGGGGCAGGCACCCCAGACACCCGUUGGUGGCUGAAUUUACCCUGUCUUCAUUUGGGGGCUCCACCCUGACCCUGAGGUCUCAGUGGGAAGGGGCAGGGGGCAGCCCUGAAGCAGGAUGGGGGGGCCCAUAGGCCAGGUGGGCUACCUAUGCGCUAACCAUACUCCCCUUCCAGGUGCUGUGAGGAUGGACAUGGGCUCAUCGGAGGUGCAGGCGUGAUGUCGGCCCAGGAGCUCGUGGCCUGCCUCUGUCGAGAGGGUGACCAGCACUUGGCCCUGGGGGAGACCCCGCUGGCCACCGCCUUCUAUCUGGCUGCCUUCAGCUGCCACGCUCCCUCGGCCCUGCGGAGCGUCCGAGCCGCCCUGCCCGAGACCCGAGGGUCAUCUGUGGUGGCCACCCUAGAGGCCUGGUGCCGAGGUGACAGCCAGAUCCCAGCCAUCCACUGGGACGGCAUGGCGGUGGUCUCCCUGACAGGGACCCUGGCCUGCGCCUUCCUGGCCACCCUCUGCCCCGACCACCCUCUUGCGGCCCUGCACUCCCUGGCUGGCCUGCUAGCACACGGGCACCAUGGGGAAGUGGUGCGGCGCUGUGGGGUCCUGCUGGACGCCCACUCCCAGCAGAGCCUGGAGUUGUGGCUGACCCGUGCCCUGGCCUGGGUCCUGUCCAGAACACAGGUGCACACCGGGGUGGCCGACUACCUCCAGGCCUUCAUGGAGAGCGCCGACCGGACCGUGGCCUUCGUUCACACGCAUCAGCAGCCCUACCUCCCUGCUCUGGUCAGAGCCCUCCAGGACUACAUCUCAGACCAUCAGGAGGCUGGGGACAGUGCCAGCCAACAGGUGAACAACUGCCAGGGACUCCUUGCAGCCCUGGACCCUGAGGGCAUCUGGAGCAUCACCCUGUCACCUGAAGCCCUGCUCCAGCAUGGCAGGUAUGAGGACUGCCGGGCAGCCUGCAGCCGGGCCCUGGAGGCCACCCCAACGGGUUGCAGACCCCAAGGUGAGCGUCUGGCCACCCUGUUGGUCACCCGCGCUGCAGCGACCUUUUUCCUAGACAGCGGGGCCCAAGACCUGCUUCAGGACCUGCACCGGGCCUUCCGCGAGAGCCCCUCGGGGGCUCGGAGGCAGUUCGAGGCCGUGCUCUCCGCCGGGGACCGGGAGCGCUUGCACGCCCAAGUGCAGGAGGCUGCGGACCUGGGCUUCUCCCACUUCCAGGAGACCGUGCGGAGUCGCCCCGAGCUCCGCGAGGACUCUGGCCGUGAGCUGCUGGUUCCGGUGACCCGCGCGCUCCGGGUCCUGUGUCGAGUCGCCCCGCCCGGGGCGCGCCCGGCACUGGGCGCCCGACUGGCCGAGUGCCUGCUGCUGGCAGGGGACGCGGCGGGCGCCCGCGCGCUGUGCGAGCGCUUGCUGCGGCCCUCGUGCACCGGGGACCGUGCCGGGGACCGCGCGCCCCUGAUGGCGCUGCGCGGCUUCUGCGCGCUACACUCUGGCGAUUCAGGGAGCGCCCAGGAGGACUUCCAGGCGGUGGUGGAGCUAGGACCGCCGCACCUGAGCGGCUGCGUGCGUGCCCUGUGCGGCCGCGGGCUGCUGCGAGUGCUGGCGGGCAGCGCCUUCCUGGGUGCACUGGACUAUGUUACCGCCUGCCGCCUAGGCCCCGAGGAAACUCUGCUCGUCACCAAGACCUACGUGCCCUGGAACCAACGGGGGCUGCUGCUGACCGUGCUGCGCGAGGAGGGCCGCAAGAUGCUGCAGGGGAGGCCAGAGCCACGACCCAAGAGCUGGCGGGGCCGCCGGACUAAGGCCGCGGAGACAGACAGCCCCGCUGUGCAGGAAGGGGAUGCCCACGGCGUGCACCAGCUGGCCACGCUCCUGAUGGAACUGGACACGGAGGAUGAGUCUUCACGCCUCCUGGCAGCUGACGCCUUGUAUCGCCUGGGCCGCCUGGACGACGCCCACAAGGCCCUGCUGGCGGCCCUCUCCCGGAGGCCUCAGGCGGCCCCUGUGUUGGCGCGGCUGGCCCUGCUGCAGCUCCGGAGGGGAUUCUCCUACGAUGCCAACCAGCUGGUGAAGAAGGUGGUCCAGUCCGGGGACACGGCCUGCCUCCAGUCCACCCUGGCCGUUUUCUGUCACGAGGACCGGCAGCUGCUCUGGGGCCACUGCCACGCGAGGGCCCUGGCCAUCCUGCGGGCACGACCGGGAGGGGCCGAGGGCGGGGCCCACACCAGGGAGGCCAUCGCCUACCUCUCUCUGGCCAUCUUUGCCUCAGGAAAUCAGGCCACUGAGUCCCUGCUUGCCCGAGCCCGCUGUUAUGGCUUCCUGGGCCAGAAGAAGACGGCCAUGUUCGACUUCACCUCGGUGCUGAGGACUGAGCCGGGGAACGCACAGGCGCUGUGCGGCCGGGCACUCCUGCACCUGGCCUUGGAUGAGCAGAAGGAGGCUGUGGACGACAUCCUCUCUGCUCUGAGGCUCAGCCCGAGAACUGCAGUUCCCGAAAUUCGCUCUCUGAAGCCGGAGGCCCAGGCCCUCAUCACCCAGAGCCUCUCCUCCCGCUGCCGGGCCCUCCUGAGUCAGCUGCCAGACACAGGGGCCCGCCUCGGUGACAAGGACGCCCAGAACCUCCUGGCUGCGGGGAAGGCACUGAUUGAAAUUGAUGCCAGGCAGCCCCUCUGGCACAUGCUCCUGGCAGAUGCGCUCGCUGCGGUGGGCAGCUUUGAGGAGGCCGGUGCCCAUCUGCAAAAAGUCCUGCACCCCACCCCUCCAUCAGAGGCAGCCCGCGCCCGACGUGGGCUGCUCCGGCUCAAGAAGGGGGAUGUGGUGGCCGCUGCACAGGACCUGCAGUGCCUUGCAGAGAUGGAUGCCCAGGACCUCGGCUUCCUGCUGUGUCUCCUGGAGGCUUCGGAGCGGCAGAGCCUCACCCAGGUCGCAGUCCAGGAAGCUAACACUCUCCUGAACUUGGGACAGCCCCGCCAGGCGCUGGGCUACUGCUCGCUGGCCGUCCUGGCGGGCGGCAGCAGCACCUGUCACCUGCGCCGUCGGGCCACUUGCCUGGCCAAGCUGCGGGAGUUUAGCCGAGCACUUGGGGACCUAGACCACGUGCUCCGAGAGGGCUCAAGGGACAGCGACCUCCAGACACAGGUGGAGGACUUUUGCUCCCGGGGCCGCCUGCUGCUGGGUCUGGGGGAUGAGGCUGGGGCUGCGGGGGCCUUCUCCCAGGCCCUCCAUCUGGCACCCACCCAGGCCCAGAGCAGCCUGUGGGAGCGGCCAGGCCGGGCUCUAGCCACCCACAUACUCUUGUGCCAGGCACGGUGUUGCCUGGUUGAGCAACGCUACAGCGAGGCCUGGACGGUGGCAGAGGCCGGCCUCCUGUUGGACCCAGAGCACAGUGGCCUGAAGAGGCUGAAGGCAAGAAUCCGGAGGGAGGCGUCCUCUGGCUGCCGGCUCCACUGACCAGCACUCCCCAGGCCCAGCUGUGAGGACACCCUGUCAUCGUCAUUCUUCGACCAGCCCCUGGGGAGGUUGCUUGAGGAGGUGCUCCCCCACCCUCUCCCUCUUCCUAGUCCUGGGUGGGUUGGCAGAUGGCCAGCCUUGGGAAGCAGAGGAGAGAGCUCCCCACCUGCCUGGAGCAACCACCCUAGGAAGCUCAGAGCCUCUUCCCUGAACAGCGACCUGGUCCUCAAAACUGGGGCCCUCUUGGCCCUCUUGGGCCUCAGAGAGAAGUGCUGUUCCUUAUCCCUGGCUUGGGGCCUGCAGGUUGAGUGGGGUUCAGCCUGGCCCCUCAUAGCCCUGGGGAGAUGGUGCCAGCCCAGGAAACCCUUCUCCAGAUGUGGAGCAGCCCUUGACUCUGGCCUGACCUCUGGCCAGGCGUCCUGCAGGGCCUGGAGCCCCUCAAGGGCAAAAAACUCUCAAACUGGGCCCAAAACCUAUGCUUUCAUCAAGGUUGUUCUCCAGGGAAGCCAGCACCUUGGGAGGAUGAUAUGGCCUCCCUUCCCUGCCAAGCAGAGACACCUGCCCCAAGGGGCCUCCAAUGAGCAGAGCAGCCAGGCGUCUACUUGGCAUCCGAUCUCCUGUCGGAUGUAAAGGUGCUUCUUACAUGAUUAAACUUACCCACUCCCACCACAGUUGGCUUGGAAAACUUCUCCUGGAGGAUGUGGAGAAGUCCAGCCCUGGUCCCAUUGCUGUAGGUUUCAAAGAAGCCAGGGGCGAGUUGUGCAGUUUUUCUCUCCCGUUAAUGAACAUAACUGCUGGACAGGCCAUCGAGUAAAGCAAGGGACAGAGGGUGCAUUUGCUCUCCUCCCCCCAGGAUGUCCUGCCCUCAUCUGUCCACUCAAGGCCAGAGCUCAUCACAGUGAGCUUGCAGAUGCCUGACUCACCACAGCUUCCCAGGAGCUGAUGGUCUUGGAAGAGCCCCCAACCAGUCUCCCGCCCCCAGCUCCUCACUGCUGAGCUGGCAGAGACCCCCACCCCAAGUCCUCCCCAUCCACUUCCACAUGGGCUGGGGGUCGUUACCACAUCUGCAGGUCCACGUGAGGCCAUAUCCCAGCCUCCUGCCACGGCGCCCAAGUGGACAAGAACUCACAGGCCCUGGAUGGCCUCCAUCAUGGCAGAAUAAUCAGGUAGUUUCAGUGUAAAUCAGAUUGUCCCCCUAGAACACAGGCUGUACCUUAUUUUCUCAAAAUCUGAGGUUACCAAGAAACGUUUAUGAUGUGGUACAGAGAGCAUUACCUAUUCUCAAGACAAUAAAGAUGUAAAUUGAUGUUUUAAAAUUCCCUGCAGGUGAAACACCUCUUGGAUCCAAAAAGAAAUCAAAACUGGAAUUGGAGAAUAUUGGAAAAAUAGUUAAAAAAAAAAAAAAAAACAGUCCAGGGGAGCCCCUAUGGAUUGCAGUGCCCAGAGGAAAGUUCACGUUCUGAGUGCAUCACUAGCCAAUCAAAAUGAAGUGCAUCCUAAACUUGAGAAGUUUAAAAAGGACAGUGAAAUGGAGGAAAUGAACAGGCAGGGAUGAAUAACAGGAAACAAGUUAAUGAAUUCGGAAUACAAAAGGGAAAUAACUCAAAAAUCCAAAAUACAGUUCUUUGAAAAUCAAACAGAUGAACCAGUAGCUGACUUAAUCUGGAAAGACAGGAAAGGAACAAAGCCACAAAAUUUUUAGAAGUAAAAACAACACACAGGAAAUUUAAAGAAUCAUAAGACAUCACUUUUCUCACCUCUGUGCAAAUAAAUUUGAAGACCUGGAUAAAAUGUGUUGGUUCCCAGGAAAAUAUUAUUUAACUGAACUGACUCCAGAGUAGAUGUAACAAUUGCACAGGACAAUUAUCACGGAGGGAAAGAGAAGGUGGUUAGGGAGCUUCCCCCAAAACAGCUCCAGUUCCAGAUGGUGUCGGGGAGAUCUGCCAGCCUUUAAAGAACAGUCAGCUCGUAAUUGCUUUAAACUCCUUCGCAGCCAAGGAAAAGAAGAAAAGCUUCCAAGUUCUUUUUUUCUGUUGAAGGAUAGUUGACUUACAAUACUGUGUUAGUUUCUGGGGCUCAGCAAAGAGAUUCCACUACACGUAUAGAUGUAUGUAUAUUCUUUUUUUCUAUCCUUUUCCAUUAUAGUUUUUUAUUACAAAAUACCAAAUAUAGUUCCCUUCCAAGUUUUUUUUUUUUUAGAAAGCAUAAUCUCAACCAAAUGAAAGCCACAAACCCAUUUCAUUUACAAAUUAUCAGUUCAGAAACACUAAAUGAAGCACCAACAAACCUGAAUUCAACAAAAUGUUUGACAGCAACAUACAUGGGAAUGCAAGGGUUUUUCAAAAUCAGGAAAUGUGUUUGUAUAGUUAACCACAGAAAUACUUAAAGUAAGUUCUGUGACCCUACCGGAGGCUGUAUCAGAGGCAUGGGUCAUGAAUGAUAAGUCCUCUCCAACGUGUCACCUCCCUGCGCCCUUGGGUUCCUUCCUCUACGUUACACAGGAGAGGUUCUGGCUUCUCAGCUUCAUUGGCCCACCAGUGAGCAGGACAGUGUGCAGGGCUCUCCAACUCCUCUGUCCCAUGGUGUCCCAGGCAAGAAUACUGGAAUUAUUGCCAUUUCCUCCUCCAGGCAGUCAUCCCAACCCAGGGAUCCAACCCAUGCCUCUUGCAUCUCCUGCUUUGGCAGGCGCAUUCUUCACCGCUGAACCCCAGGGGAGCCCAUAGCCAACACACAAAUUUAGACUCUCUGGCUGGUGCACCUAUGUGAAUGGUGCCAGCCCAGCUCAGUGCUGUGAUCCCUCCACUAUGGUGUGACACCCCUGACCCGUCCCCACAUAAUCCCCAGGAUUCUUGGUGUCAAUUAAUUAUGUCUUGAAAUUGUUUGGAUCUAUUACUGUAAGUUGUUUUAUUCUGGGUUGGACCCUGUACUCGCCCCUACCCUGAGCAUGCAGAGAUUGGAUCCUACUUGUGGGUCUGGGGGCUAACUAUGGACAUCGAGUAGAAUGAGCAGCCUCUUUCUACGUAUCUGGUCCACAGGAGGUUCUCGCAGGGUUUAUAGUGAAAGGGGCUUGUCUCCUUGGACAUGGGAGGGGCUCAGAGGCCCCAGGUGUUCGAGGUUCUCAGCCCCAUCUGAGGCCAACCAGACAUCCCAUUCCUGGUUUCAGGGUCCCAAUCCUUCCCAGUCAGUGCUUGAACUUUCUCCUAAGAAGCUUGGGGAGGCUGUGAAAGUCCCAGCACUGACUGUACUACUCACAGGAGCAGAUGUUGUGUCUGUCUUUCAGCCUUAUCAGCCCCGCACUUGUGAGACAGAAGGGCCUCUCAGGGCUGUGGUGGAGCUGAGCCCAGACCUGAGCUCCUGUCGUCUCCAUGUGAGUGCGCAGGACACCAGGGGCCUUGGGGCCACUCAUCCAUAGCAGCACGCAGCCCUCGCUCCCUGGGCCCAGAUUCAGCUAUCACUUCACAGCCGAGCACGGUGGUAGCUCGGUCACUCCUAAAGCCGCUGCCACGAGUCACGUCUCCCAGGCACUCAGUCCCACGGUCAGGCCCAAGGAUACAAGCAGGCUGGUUCCCAAACUCCAUGUUUGGGGGUGCCUCCUGGGGCCAUUCCUAGUGGCCAAUUCAUGUGUCAUAGGGUCCAUUUAGGAGACAGAAACCACACGAGUGAUUUAAAUAGCAAGAAUUUAAAGAACAGUAGUUAUAAGGCUCUUAAAUGUUAAUUUGUUCACUAACUUGUGUCCGGCACACCAGGCUUCCCUGUCCUCCACUAUUCCCAGAGUUUGCUCAAACUCAUGUCCAUUGAGUCAGUAAUGCUAUCUAACCAUCUCAUCCUCUGCCGCCCCUUUCUCCUUUAGCCUUCAGUCUCCUAGCAUCAGAGAUAAGGGAGUAAAAUAACUAGGGAUCACAAAAGUAGCAGCCUGAGUUCCAAGACAGAUGACUGGCCCCUCCGCAUGGGCUGUCAGCCACCACUGCACCCUUCAGCUCCUCUGCACCUGCCCCUCACCCCCACCCCUGCCAGGUGUUUGCCAACCACACAGCUGUGCCAGGCACCACACAUCUGUCCUCUUGUCUGACUCCAAGACAAAUCAUAUAGAGGAGGGGUCUGAUGUUCCAGUUGUUGGGGCCGGGGGCGGGGCUUGGUGAUGGGAGACCUGGGGCAGAGUCAGACCACCCCGCCCCCUCCUCCUGUCUAGGAUGCCUGCCUCUUGACUCCAGGAGGCAGUGAGCAGGACAGUGUGCAGGGCUCUCCCAGAGACCCAGCUCUCAGCUCAGCUCUCCAACUGCCUCGAAAUACUUAACCUCUUCCAGCCAGCCUGUCUUCUCCAAGCGGGGCAUCUCCCGCCUGCCUGGAGCAUGGGUGGGCAGACACAGGGAAGGUCUGUUUCCCCCCAGGCUGAGGCCCAGAGACAUGCCUGCUGGGGGAUGCUGGGCUUCGGACAGAGGAUAGGAUCUGCCCCAGACCGCCUGGCCCAAGGGCAUGGGGCAGGGAAGGACUGGACCCAGCAGUAAAGGGCAGGUGUCUGCAGGGUCUGAGGGCAGCCCCAGGGCCAGAGGCUACUCCCUGUAGACCUGCCCUGGUCCCAGGACUGAGGAGAGGAGGGGCGCCCCACUCCCUGCCCUCAUGAGGGUGCUGGCUCCUUGGACCCCAGAGCUGAGGUUGGGCUCAGACCUCCACCUCCCACAUCUAUUGCCCAAGAGAUGAGGAGGGGUGGACAGGGAGCCUGCACUGGCCCUUGAGCUCAUCUAGGAGAAAGGACUAAAAUCCACCUUGAGGGGGUUAUGUUCAAGGCAGCUAGGUCACGGCCCAUCCAGGGAUUUGGCUGGGGGUCUGUAGGUCCUUGGCCUGUGGGCCCCCCUUUUUCCAGAUCCUCUUGGAGGGCACCCAGUACCACUAUGCUGGGUUCCCCCAGAACCUGCUGGCCUCAGUGUAGUGCCCACCAGGAGGCAAGGCCAGGCCCCAGGCCCCUUGCUCAUGCAGUUUUUUUCAUUGAUAGAGCUACAGACAAGGAGGAGUCUGAACGGGGCAGCGUGAGUGGGAAAGUGCAGCUGAGCUCAGAGACCAGACAGUCCCUGCAUCCGGGUGGCCUUGGGUCGGGGAGAGGGAACCUCUGGCUGGACAGCACAGAGCCUGGGUCCCCAGAGCCAGCACACUCUGGGAAGGAAUUUGUAGCUGGCAGACUGGACCCUGACCCAGCCCUGGCUCCCGGGAGGGGCAGUUCCAGUUUCUCAGUCUCCUGACCUUGGCCUUGUCCGCAUUCAGACCAGCAGUCUGGGUAGCUCCUUGCUCAGGCUGGGUCCCUGGGCCUUUGUUUGGGGGUCUGCCAGGACAACCAGGGGGCUGAGGCAAGCUCUGCCUGGGGGCUAGGACUGGUUUCUGGAAUCUGAGCCCCUGAAGCAUGGCCCUUCCCCCAGCACAGGGGCCAACCUAAGAGACCACCGGAACGUGGACUGGAACAUUGCAACAGGACCCAGGGUGGAUCUUCUGGUGAGGGGAUGGAGUGAGCAGUUGUUUACCCCAGAUCCCUGGCUCUGUGGCCUGGCCCCAGCCUUGGAUGCUUAUAGAG
This is a messenger RNA of Bubalus bubalis (water buffalo), 9076 nucleotides long. RefSeq names its product tetratricopeptide repeat domain 34 (gene TTC34). Bases 289 to 3516 code for a protein of 1075 amino acids. Gene Ontology annotation, molecular function: protein binding. The record is from RefSeq and is a predicted model, not a curated record. Lineage: Eukaryota; Metazoa; Chordata; Mammalia; Artiodactyla; Bovidae. The transcript is spliced from 8 exons.